Teleopsis dalmanni is the source of this 1893-nucleotide messenger RNA. RefSeq lists its product as uncharacterized. The transcript has 2 exons. Lineage: Eukaryota; Metazoa; Arthropoda; Insecta; Diptera; Diopsidae. The record is from RefSeq and is a predicted model, not a curated record. Bases 1 to 1893 code for a protein of 630 amino acids.
AUGAAAAUAGCUACGUUUGAUGGUGAUUUCAUCGAGUGCAGAGCAAUACUCGAUUCUGGAUCACAAAUAAACUUAAUCACAGAAAAACUGGCAAGAAAAUUAAAAUUGCAGUUACACUCAUCACCGUUAUGGAUAGAAGGAAUUGGUAGAAGCAAAAGGGACACAAAAUACAGUGUGACAACAAAAAUUCAGUCUCGAAUUAAUGAUUUCAAUGUAAAUAUCAACGCAUUCGUGAUGCCUCGAAUUAUCUCAGCCCAACCAACACAGUGUCUGGACACUUCUGGUUGGUCAAUUCCUCAAAAUAUAAAAUUGGCUGAUCCAGACUUCGCGAAUCCAAAUCAAAUUGACUUAUUAAUUGGAGCAGAAUUCUAUCACAGCUUUUUAUCGAUUGGUCAAAUCAAAAUAGGUGAGGGUCUACCUGCACUUCAGAACACGGUUUUCGGAUGGAUAUGCAGUGGCAAAGUUAGCAACGGUAAUCAAAAAUUACUUACCUGUGGCAUGUGCAGCGAAGCUGACGACGAAGCAUUGGAUAAUAUACUUACUAAAUUCUGGCAAUUGGAGGAAAUCAAUCAAACGGAUGACAAAUUCACUGAUGCAGAAAAGAAAUGUGAAGAAUCUUUUGCUCAAAAUACUCACCACAAUCAUGAAGGGCGAUUUGUCGUGAAACUACCAUUUAAGGAGGAUACAACUGUUCUUGGUGAAUCCAUGCAGAUGUCGAUGAAUCGGUUUUUUAGUCUUGAACGUCGGCUUUUGAAGAAUUCUGAACUAAAGAAGAUAGCAGCGCCGUAUCUGGCAACUAAGUGUCUACAAACCCUGGCCAGAGAGCAUGCCGUUAAAUUUCCGCUUGGUUCCGCUACACUCAGCAAGGAUUUUUAUGUCGAUGACGGUUUAAGUGGCUCAGACAGUCUCACGGAGGCAAUUGCAACAAAGGAUCAACUUAUUAAAAUAUUGGCGACAGCUGGUUUCAAACCUCGCAAGUGGUGCGCAAAUAAUGCCCAAUUACUUCAAGGACUCGCUCCAGAAGAUCAAGAAGUUGAUCUCGAUGUCAGCAGUGAGUCACAUAAGACAGUAAAAACUCUAGGCCUUAUCUGGCUACCAAAAUCUGAUCAAUUUUCAAUAAAAACUAACGGACCUACACACAGCAAAAUAACAAAGAGGACCGUAAGUUCCUCCGAGUUGGCGCACAUUUUUGAUCCACUUGGAUUAAUGGCUCCCGUAGUAGUGAAGGCGAAAAUAUCUGUUCAAAGAUUGUGGCAGUUAAAACUUUCGUGGGAUGAAGCUCUGCCUGCUGAAAUGCAUACUCAAUGGACCCAUUUUCGUCAGUGCUUAUGUGAAAUAAACAAUGUGAAGAUUCCACGACAUAUAUUUCAUCAUAAACAACCAAGGAAUACUCAGAUUCAUGUAUUUACUGAUGCCAUUUACAUCAGAGCCGAAAUGACUGAUCGAACUAUUUCAGUUCAGUUACUUUGUUCAAAAUCACGCGUCGCUCCAUUAAAAACGCAGACAAUACCAAGACUUGAGUUAUGUGCGGCUUUACUAGGAGCACAAUUGGUAGUAAAGGUAAAAAAGGAUUUGGAAUAUGAACAUCAUCCGAUAUAUAUGUGGACUGUUUCUGAGAUAACAUUGCAUUGGAUCAAUUCAGAACCAUCAACAUUCCAAACUUUCGUUGCUCAUCGUAUCAGUAAGAUUCAGCAAUUAACACUAAAGGAACAGUGGAGGCAUGUCAAUACUAAACAAAACCCAGCUGAUUUAUUAUCCAGAGGUGUAGAUCCAAUUUACAUUCAGAAGAAUGCAAUGUGGUUUUAUGGGCCACUUUUCCUUCAUGGAAAUCAAGAAUGCUGGCCCCAACCAUUCCGUCAGGAAUUGAUAACAUCCGACCAUAUACAAGCGUAA